This is a messenger RNA of Paramecium octaurelia, 197 nucleotides long. Lineage: Eukaryota; Ciliophora; Oligohymenophorea; Peniculida; Parameciidae. The record is from the annotation of a GenBank genome assembly.
AAUAUAAAUUUUAAAAAGGAGUGACUACUAUGCUUUUUAUUUAAUAAUACUGAUGCACCUUAACAUGAAGAGGAAGUAGGAGGCUUUUGGAUUAUGCCUGCUUAUGAUUGGGGAUGAUAGACAAUCUUCUCCAAAAACUUAUACCUAAACUACCUACUCUUAAGGUAAUAUGACAACCUUUACUAAGCUCAACUGAA